AUGAGUCAAAACUGCACCAGCAGCGAGGACCUACGGACGUACCAGCACCUUCUCUACGCUGUGGUCUACGGCGUGAUCCUGGCCCCGGGGCUGCUGGGAAACGUGCUGGCCCUCUGCGUCUUCAGAGUCUAUGUCAAAGAGACUAAGAAGGCCGUGGUGUUUAUGAUGAACCUGGCUGUGGCUGACCUUCUGCAGGUGCUGUCUCUCCCGCUGCGGAUCUACUAUUACUUAAACAACAGCUGGCCCUUCGGACACCCCCUCUGCAUGAUCUGCUUCUACCUCAAAUACGUCAACAUGUACGCCUCCAUCUUCUUCCUGGUCUGCGUGAGCGUGCGGAGGUGCGAACUCAUCGUGCGACCCUUAAACUACAACUCGUCCCGCAGCAAAUGGGACAUGUUGGUGUGUGCGGUGGUGUGGUGCGUGGUCUGCCUGGCCUGCCUGCUCUUCCCCUUACUGCGGACACCAAACAUACAGCAAAAAAACUCGGUCAAUAAUGAGCCGUACAAAAACAGCCAUGAUUUAUUUUGCUUUGCCGAGCUCCCAACGAGAAGCAUUGGACCAGCUACAGCAUGGGCUAUAGUGUUGAGUGCAGAACUUGUAGGGUUUGUCAUCCCUUUGGCUGUGAUCAUCACUUGCACUUGCCUCACUGCUUGGAGUCUACGGCACCCAUCCUCAAAAGUCAUCCCAGACAGAGGCGAGAAACGCAAGGCCCUGAGAAUGGUGCUGAGCUGCAGUGGGGUGUUUUUGGUCUGCUUUGUCCCGUACCACAUAACACUCCCAUUGGACUUUGUGGUGAAAUCAAACUCGUUAAAAGACUGCGCUCUCAUAAACGCCAUCCUUCGUUGGCAUCCCAUCACCUUGUGUCUGGCCAGUCUGAACUGUUGCCUGGACCCACUCAUGUACUACUUCAUGACCGAUGAGUUUCGCCGAAGAUUGAGCAAACCAGACGUGUCAGAUGGAAGGAGACUGUCGCAUGCAACAGGAGAGUACAUGAGAACUGGCAACACAACAGCAGAAACCAGCUGA
This is a messenger RNA of Knipowitschia caucasica, 1026 nucleotides long. Lineage: Eukaryota; Metazoa; Chordata; Actinopteri; Gobiiformes; Gobiidae. The record is from the annotation of a GenBank genome assembly.